CAUAUUUUAUUAUGGAAACAGUCUCUCAAAAGGGGCCUUUUUAGAAAUGGUAGGCCUGGUUUCGAACAAACUGACUGUAAAAUUAUAUUAUCAGUAUGUACCACCGGAGUAAGAAUCUAUUGAAAUUACCGAAACAAUCAAUAAUGGCCAUUUUGAUCAGUUUUCUAGCAGACGAUUCCAAUUGGGUAAAUAAAAUCAAUACAAAUGUGGGAAAUAUAAUCAGAAACGAAGAGUUUCUAACAGGAUGCAAUUAACAAUGACAAAGGAAUGUGUCAAAAAAUGAAACAGUUGUGUUGGCGUAGAGAGACCUAAAUCUGUGACUACUCCACAAAAGAUAACACAGUACAUUUAAUAAAUUAUAAUACAACCCGGAUAUAGAUAAGGUCAACAACGGUGGUCGGGCCUAUCAGUGUCUUUGCCACAAAUAUUGAAAUAAAUAAGUCGUAUAAACGUAUCCAGAUGCCAGUUGUGUGUGUGGAGUUGAGAAGAACUUGCCUAAGCCGAUAUUCAAUGAAAUAGUAUACCGGAUUUUCCGAGGACAAGUUAAAAAUAACAAAAAAAUAAUGGAUAGGAACAUUGUUUCCUGGUUAGUGUUGGUAGUUUUUACCAGUCUUGUAGUAAAUGUCCUGACAGAAAUUCCACAUGAUUUUAACAAAGUUAUGGUACUACAAAACCAGGAAGAGUUUGAAAACCUUAUAAACACUAAACAUGUUGCAGUAGUAUAUUAUUAUAAAAGAGAAGUAGCAAGAAUACGUCACUUUUUUAAAGAAUUUGAUAAAUCUGCCGAAUAUUUAGCUGUAUAUGGUGUUGUGUCUGGAAUAGUGGAUUGUAGAGUCGAUGGCACCAAUUUACCAACAAUAUGUCAAAAAAAUGGCAUUGAACACUCUAUUUAUACGUACAGAGAUGGAGAAGAAUUACUUAUAUUGGACCUUGAGACAAUGUUUGAUGUUAAUUCUAUUAUGUCUAAUGUCUUACAGCUUGUAUUACUACAUGAAGUGCCCAUUAUUCAGAAUAGAGCAGAUAUGGAGGAAAUGAUAGACAAAAACAAAGGCAAAACAGAUGUUAUUUUCUCUUAUCAAAAAGCAAUUGGAACAUAUGAACAUAGAAUUUUUAUGGAAGUUGCCUUUGCUUAUCAAGACAAAUAUGCCUUUGCAGUAACAACUGAAAGAGAUGCAGUGGAAAGUCUUCGAGAAUCUGACCAAAUAAGUCAGUCAUCUAUGGCAGCUAUUUGGGCAUUACAUUGUAAGGAUAUAACAGAAAGCUAUGGAAAUUGUAUAGAUGUUAAAUAUAAAGGCAAAAUGGAUUUACCAUCGUUAGCUAAAUAUUUACGAUCCAUGACUCUUCCUAAAUUUAUUACUAUAAACAAUGGUUAUGAGAUGAUACCAUAUGCAAAAGAAAAUUUAGACUGUCUUUAUUUGGUAUAUGAUACAGCCACACAAAAAGAAAUAGACGGAGUAUUACAAAACUAUAAGUAUUUCUUUCAUGGUAUAGUAGGAAUAGUACUUGUAAACAUGAAUUCUGUCCAAGAACCGGUUAAAAAUAAAUAUAGUCAUGUGACAUUACCUGGUAUUGGUUUGAAAAGAGCAGACGAAGAUGAUGUAGGAUUUAUGGCAAGUGAAUGGUCAGGUCACACAGUGGCUGAAUUUAUAACAGAAAAUAUACUUUAUACAAAACCUGAGUUUAAUGGUGAAGCAAGUGUUCCACCAUCAGAUACAGAAUAUAUUGAUAUGAAAAAUGAUGAUAAUAAUGAUAGAACAAAAUAUAAUCUACCGUCAAUUGAAGAUGUGGAAACCCAAGAUGAUCAAGUUGCGGAUUCUGUAUUUAGAUUAGCAAAACAAGCUAUGUCUUUAAAUACUGUAUCAACAUUAACAGAUCAAACUUAUUCUCAAACAAUAACAAACUCUAGCCUACUUAUGGUUCUAUUUUAUAUACCAUUUGAUGCUAAAAGUAUGGCUUUUUUAAGAGCUUAUGGAGAAGCCUCUGAAUUAUUAGUUGACAAUUCUACACCGAAUGUAUUAGCUAGAAUGAAUUGUUAUGAUUGGACAGAUGUUUGUGGUAAAGAGAAUGUAUUUACCUACCCUACUAUACGUGUAUUUAAAAAGGGAAAAUACAUAGAAGACUAUAAUGGGUUAUUAGACACACAAGCUGUUGUCAGAACUAUAAGAUUAUUGCAAAUUGGUAGUCCAAUAAAACUGCAUUCAUCUGAAAAGGUGAUGGAUUUUAUAGACGGUAGAUUACCAGCAAACAUAAGUCAACUAACUAAUACUAGUAUAUUGGGUGUCUUUGAUUCUUCUCAUAAAACAGAAUUAAGUGCCUUUUCUAAAAUAGCCAAACAAUACAUGAAAACUAUUGUAUUUGGAGUGACUGAUAGUACUACAGCUAAAACCAAAUCUCCAGCUAUUAUUAUUAUUAGACAUAAUGACCCAUUCCAAAAAGAUUCCAGUCUUACAUCAGACUUUAGUACAGAUAGUAUAGCAGAAUUUAUAGAAAAUAAUAGAUUACCUGUUUUGCCAGAAUUAACAGCAUACAGAUUCCCAGAUUUAUUUAAAAGAGGAAAGCCAUUAGUUAUUUUAUUUUUAGAUGAACCAGUUAGUAGUGAUAUAAAAGAAACAUUAGCCAAUAUAGCUAAAUCUCGUAAAUUCACGCAAUUUACUUUCUGCUGGAUGGAUAUAACAUCAAAUCGUGGUAUAGGAGAAAAGAUAUUAAAUUCAUAUACACAAUCUAGUAGAGUACCUGCUAUAUCUAUUGUAAAUAAUAAAAAGGGUGAUGUAUAUAAUUAUCCUGGUGCCAGCACUGAGUUUUCAGAGAGUAAAUUAAUAAAAUGGUUUAAUGAAGUUUUAUCAAAAAUGGUUGAACCAUCAAAAACAUUACCAAAUGGAGACUGGAAACCAUCUGGUCGUAGUUAUGACUUUUUAUCUAUGAUGGAUUAUGAAGCUGAACAUGGUCAACCUCCUGAACUCAUUAACAAUGAAGAAAUAUCUUAUGAGGGAGAUCAAGAAGCCAGACCUGAAGAAGUGGAAACUGAAGAAUUAGAAGCUAGAGCUGAAUUAAUACAGUUGGGUAACUCACGUCUGUAUCAUACAGCUAAAGAUAGGAAAUCAGAUGACACAAUAACAGAUAAAACACCAACAGAAGAACAUCCAGCAGAUAAAACAACUCAACAUCCAGCAGAUAAAACAGAACCAAUGAAAGAUGAAUUAUAGUUUAUAAAAAUUUGUUUUUCCUCAUAUAAUCUCUUCCAUUGUUUUAUUAAUCCAUUUAUAUUUUGGUGCAUAUUAUCCGUUCACGGUACCUUUGCCAUAAUUCUUAGUGACAAAGUCAUAUUUGUCAGUCUUGACUGACCGGCAACAAAAUUGACCAGCAGGAGAACUUACCUGUCAGUCAAUUAACCUUAAAAUACAAUAAAUACAGUUAAAUUUAUAGUUUUUAUGCGAACAAACACUUAAAAAUUUAUAUUAGAAAAUUGGAAUAAUGCUAAAAUUGCCAAAAUCUAUGAUAAAUAUCUUUCUAAACAAAAUACAUCAAAAAUUGACCACCUGGCAAAAUUUUGAUGCGAAAAGCCCCAAUCUAUACUGAUAAUACACAGGUCACAAUGAUAUGGAAUACAAUUACUGCUUAUUACGUUUCGGUUAGACUUCUCUAAUCUUUAUCAAUGUCGCUCAAUAAUGGGCAGUAAUUGUAUUCGAUAUAGAAUUAUGACCUAUGUAUUCCUGUUCAAUUACUAAAUGCUAUUGAAACAAUACUGAUAAAGUCUGAAUUCUCCUUUGUUAGUGCUGUUAGAUGUCGUCCCACAAUUAUUCUUGUAUAGGUUGAGUCACAAUAGAAAGUGUGUUCAGUUUUCAUCUCAUUACUUGUUAUUAAUGGCAUUAAGUAAGGUCAAAUACUUUCCUAUUAGACCACUGUCCAGUUAGUGAAUUUUCUCACCUCAAAAUCUUUUGAGUGUUGUCUGUGUAACCUACAUGAUGAUCAACAGAAGAUCCAAAGUAGAUGUUACAGGAGUAGAAAAGUUGUUUUCAUGGCUUUAUUCCUUAAACCAAUACAAAAAUAUUGCAGGAAUCAGUUUCAAUAUUUGCAUCUGUAAUAAUAAUAAUUUUCUAUUGAUAUGGUUGAAUAAUCAUGAUCCAAGGUGAUUAUUCAAAAUAAUUCACUUAAUGGAUGUCGCAGCCUUUAUGUACAUUAAUGCCAUAUAUUAUCUUCUGCUUCAUGCAGCCAUAAUAUGUUUUAUUGCUUUUGCAAGUUGAAGUUUAAUCUGCUGUUUUUUAAAAUAAUAUUACAUUAUAUUAAUGUACGUUUUGAAUAAUCCUUCAUAUAUAAAAACUGACCUCAUUAAUUUCUUCUUUUCAGUCACUAUUUUUGUAGAAUUUCUGACAGUAUUUUGGCUCAAUUUUAAUUUUGAAAGGAUAUGGAAAUAUAUCUCUUACUACAACAAAAGACUGUACUGGAUGCAGUAGUUAAGUCUCAGGUUUAUAUCUCCUCAGAAAUUCCUCAUAAUAACAAUAAUAUUAUUAAAGCGACCGAUCGUCAUUUGAGGGAUUUUGAAUCCGUUGCAAACUACAAUACUGUGAAAGCUGAGUCUCUGAAAGGAAUAUCAGACCAAAAAUGGUUCAAUUCUGCUUUCAGAACUAUGAUCAAUUGAACAUUUUGCAACUUCAGCAUAAUAAACAGCAUAAUAUGAUUGAAUCCAAUCUGACUCGGAUUUUAUUUAGAUGUUAUAAUUAAAUAAUUAAUCAAUUUGAAUACAUUUGAGCUUGGAUUAAGCAUAAUCGUUUAAGCUACGAAAAAUUAGAUAGUGUUUGAAAAAUGCAAAUGUUGAUUUGUGGCUUUAAGUCAAAGUGAUUUUUAAUACAUUAUGUACAUGUAAAUAAACUAGGUUUAUAGGGCAAUAUUAAUUUUAUUUUAUGUAGAUAUUAUUGGUAAGGGUUUAGUUAUAACGUUUUACAAUGUUUACUGUUUAUAGCGUAUUGUUGGUAGUAGAUCUAUUAGAUUUUUAUAGCUGGAAAUCUUGGGUUUUUUUCAAUUUAAUCUACCAAUGUAUGUAUAUCUUGGCCUAUGUAUGUAUCCUAAUUAUAGAAAUAUGGUCUGAUAUUGUUGCCACCACUUUGUGUCUGUCUGUCUGUCCACAGUUGCUUGGAAUUUAUGCUGUGUUUAUGUUCAUGAGACCUAAAAGCCUUUAAUUUUCAAUGACAUCUGAUUAUGUGAAUAGUUGACGUCAAUAUUUGAUUAUCAUCGGUACAUAUUUUGUUUCUGAUAGUGUUACGAGGAACCCUAUCAAAUUUUACUUAUUUGUUGCCCUUGAUUAGUUUUUAGUGUCUUUUAAAUGACUCUAGUGGCUACAAAAGAAUAAAAAUGCCCAGUUUUAAUGCUUGGCAACCAAUAAUUCUUUUUUUACUAACUCACCAAGGAUUGAUAACAAUUAAGUCAUGCCUUUCAAAUUGUAAAAAAUGAAAUAUUUUUGUAAUAUAUUUUUCUAAAUGAAUUGUGAUAUGUGUAAGUUGGUUUGCAAUUUAGUGUAUGUGGUCAUGUGAUGAGAAAAUAUAUAUGCAAUUUUUGUUAAAAAAAAAAAAUAAAAAAAAAUAAAAUCAACUGAAAACCCCCAGUUCAAAGGUUAUUAUUCUGUUGUAAAAUCAUUUUGCAGUUCAGAAACAAAACAUUUUUGUUAUGUUUAACUUGUGAACCACUUCUGUGUUCAUUUUGUUUCAAUAAAACCUUCCAUUUAAUUGUCAUGAAGCUUUAUAUAAAUAUUACAGACAUGCAUUCAUUGUCAAUGAUGUGUGCCGGUGGUUUCAAUAUAUUAUGCAAAGUUAAGAGAUAAGAGGCUUAUUUUGUCUUACAAUGCUAAAAUAGGUUUGUGGUAUACCUCAGCUAGAAUUUAAAGAGUUAGUAAUAAAUUUUCAACCAUAGUUUUACAAUGCAAGAGAUAUUUUCAUGUUCUCUUCAUUGAAUGAAACAGACCUCUUAACUUCGCAAAAUACUAUGAUUCAUAUAUUUAAAUCAUGUUACAGCUUUAUAUUUAUGAAAUCUAAAAUUUGUUAUUAAUGAGAAUAUUCAUAAUUAUUUAUUUGUAUACAGAUAACUUGUCAUUGUUAUAUUUUGUUUUUUCUCGUUGAAAUGUUUACAGAUUUUAUCAAAAGAUGUCUUUUAUAUCUCUAUAUAAAUGUUGAUUUAUAAUCAAAAGCAUAUGUAAAUGUAUAUACAAACAAAAUUUUGGGGAAAAUGUAAUAGUUUUAUAUCUGGUUGGUGUAAAAUACUUUCCUAUCCAGUAGAUUAUUUAUUUCCUUUCCAACUGGCUACUAGGUCAUUUAUUUCCUAUCCAUCUGUAGGUCCUUUAUUUACUGGAUGAUCAAAUCUCAAACCUUUACUAGGGGGAUGCUCGAUUCACAGUCAAGAACGUCCUGAAUUGACAGAAUUGCAAUCGAGUAACGCGGAAUUCAGUUCUGUCACAGUUCUGUCAGUCCCAACAACGGAAGUGGUGUGAGUAGAAUCAUGACGUAAUUAAAAGGUUUCGGCUGCACGGUUGGUUGAGAUAUUUACUUAUUCAGUCGACGCAUGCACUGUAGCCCGAAAUCCACCUUUUCACUCGAUUGUCACUAUUUUUGGAAUUGAAGGAAUUCAAUUCCGGAAUGUUCAAUCGAGUACCCCCAAGCUGUUGAACUGUGUAUUGCAGCCCAGAAUUGUAUUGCAAUAUAUUAUUGCAAUAUAACCAGGUGUAUUGCAACAUGAAGGCCUAUUAUGAAAUCCAUUUCUGGAAGAAAAACAUUAUUUUGAUUAGAUCAGCAACAUGAAGGCCUAUUAUGAAAUUCAUUUCUGGAAGAAAAACAUUAUUUUGAUUAGAUCAGCCUAGAAUGGGAACAAUUCUGCAUGUAUUUAUGGACUUUUUAAAUGAAAUGGGGUUUAACAUCCUACUGUUUUGCUCCUACUGGGCUAUGAAGACUGGGGACUUUUUAAAAAUUUUGGAAUUAGAUUAAUGAAUGGUGUAAUAAAAUAUGAAACUAAAAUUAAAAUACAGAAAAAAGAUGUCUAUUAUCAAAAUCCUUUUAUUAUACCAUUGUGCUGAUGAAAUUUAAUGAAGAAAGUAAAAGAAAGUUGUUUCCAUACAAUUAAAUUAUUUUUAAAAAUCAAACAGAAAAUAUUAUAAUUAAGCAAUUAAUAUGCCAAAUUUUGUAUUGUAAUACUUAUUGCAAACAACCUGUACUGUGAUAGGAUUUAUCUUUUUUGACAGUCUUAGUCCAAACCCUGUAAAUUUAUUAGUUCAGAGCUUGGGAACAGCAGAGGGCAGGAAAGCCUUUUACACCAACCCAUUUAUAUAUGAUUUGCUCAUGUAUUUUAUAACUGCUGUCAUUUUUGAAUUACAUUUCUGAUUUGUUCUUUAGCUUGAUUUUAAUGUCCAAUUUGUUUUACUUUCAGUAAUCUCCUAUACCCUAAAUAUGGCCAAAAAGCAAACAUGUUUUUGAUACAAACACUAUUUAUUAGAGUACUUGUCUGUUAUUUAAUUCAUAAUAUUUAUGUAUGUAUUAUUUGACCAAAAUUCUACAUGGAAUAUAUCUAUAUAAUAAACAGCUAUUUUCUUAAGACAUAAAUGUUUAUAUGCAUUAGUAAA
Messenger RNA from Patella vulgata (common limpet), 7597 nucleotides. RefSeq names its product thioredoxin domain-containing protein 16. The record is from RefSeq and is a predicted model, not a curated record. The coding region runs from base 564 to 3203 and encodes 879 amino acids. NCBI's taxonomy places the organism in Eukaryota, Metazoa, Mollusca, Gastropoda, Patellidae. The transcript is spliced from 19 exons.